UUGCUUUAUAUGCCAUUUCAUCUUUGUACUCGCGGCUUCUAUAGACAGCCGUGUGAAUGGGCAGCUGUUUUGCUACUCAUGUUCCGACCAAACACAUGCGACGACGUGUGCAAACCUCGUGCAAUGUCCUCCAAGUCAAGUCUGUUUCUUGAAGAGAUUCAACGUCAACGGGGCAAUCACGUAUGAUACUGGAUGUACAGAUCCUGAAACGUGUAGCGGCCCUGAUGUAGAUCACGGUUCACAAGGUGAGUUGAUUGGUAGACGCGCGGGUCCCAUGAGGACUCUCGAGUGUGAGACCUGCUGCGAGCAGUCAAUAUGUAACUCUGUGGAAUGCCAACCGCCCUCAACAACAACAACAACAACAAUGGCAACAACAACAACACUUCCUACCGCGAUCACCACAAGUAGUUUAUGGUCGGUGUGGUCCAGUUGGACCCAUUGCCCGUACUCCUGCGGUCACGAUGGCAUCCAACACCGGUUCAGGCACUGUCUCGACCAGGACCCUCGUGUGUGCACAGGGAACAAGUUCGACACCAAAAUCUGCCAUACCAGAGUCUGCUGCACGAAUCCUCCGGUUAUUACUUACAUAGACAGCGACCAAUUCGUGUUUACAAGGAGCUUUCUCGUUCUCUACUGCAAUGCCACGAACUUUGACACACUCUCCUGGAGAAUACCUGAGGUGGUAGGCCACUCAUACCCCGUGAACGUGAACCGGCCUGCAGGCGAGCCAACCGUGGUGAUCUCCCACAUCACAACAGAGAACGAAGGCCCCUACGUAUGUACAGUCACCAACGCUUGUGGAACGGCAUCCAGGGUGGUAAACGUGAAAGUUCUCGCCUGA
This is a messenger RNA of Mya arenaria, 841 nucleotides long. RefSeq lists its product as uncharacterized. The record is from RefSeq and is a predicted model, not a curated record. Bases 275 to 841 code for a protein of 188 amino acids. The transcript is spliced from 7 exons. NCBI's taxonomy places the organism in Eukaryota, Metazoa, Mollusca, Bivalvia, Myida, Myidae.